Funneliformis geosporum is the source of this 1278-nucleotide messenger RNA. Lineage: Eukaryota; Fungi; Glomeromycota; Glomeromycetes; Glomerales; Glomeraceae. The record is from the annotation of a GenBank genome assembly.
AUGACUAAUAUCUGUGACUCCCAAUGGGAUGCGGUUAAGUAUCUUGAAGCAUUAGAAAAUUGCAAGUUUGGUUUGGAAAAGGCUACCGUAACAAGAAGAUUCAAAACACAAUUGCAAGAGAUAAACGCACAAGGCACAGAAGAAGAAAAGAAGAACGCAAUACGCCUCGAAGAUCAGUUCAACCCAUCCACUUUCGUUUCCAUACUUCGUCUCCAUACUACAGCUACCCAUGGAACUUCGUCUUCGCAUGGUUAUGGACUUCGCCUCCGCUGUUGGCUACAGCUACCCAUGGAACUUCGUCUUCGCAUGGUUAUGGACUUCGCCUCCGCUAUUGAAUCUAGGAAAACGGGACUAGUUGACAAUUUCUGGAUGAAACGUCACAAUUUUAUGAAACACGAAAAUUUGAAGGUUAACAGCACAUUUUUAUCUUGUGAUGGAGUACAGAUCGGUUGUAUUGGUAAUAACAUUCAAGGACAAAAACGACCUUAUGAGGAUCGCGAACAACCAGACCUUUUGAAUGACAAACAAUCACUCAAUACAAAGUGGCGUAACAAUUGGGCAAAAGGGAAUACAUUAUUAACAGACGAAGAUAAAGACAUCUUUGACUGUGUGCAGAUAGUUUCGAGAAAUUUUUUUACCUAUUUGUCUUCGGUGAGUUAUAAUGAGAAUAAAAAAUUGGACGAAGAUACGUUCAUCCAUCGAUACUGUCAUCAGAUACUGGAAGAAAUAUUCAAUAAAACCGAACUCUCAUUAGUUUGGGCUAAUGGGGAGUCCGAAAGUUCCAAAGAGAGACGUUUAUUGGAUGGUCAUAACCAUGGCAGAAAACCAGACUUCCGGAUCCUCUCAAAGAUUGAUGACACUAUAUUCGGUGAGAUAAAGCCACCGCAUUGCUCUAAUACCAUAAAUAAGAGUAUCAUUAAAUUAGCAGAAUUCAUGAAAGGGUCUUUAGAUUUUAUUAUUAAUAUUUACGGCUAUGUGGCUGGCCUGGAAACGUAUGAAUUAAAACCAAUAGGAAGCGAAAUUAAAAUUUUUAGUAUCGAUUUGGUAUAUGACGGUCUAUACCGUUGUAAUCUAUUAUCGAAAGUAUUGUUCCCGACGGAAAGUGCGAAUUUUUUAAACAUUAUCACUGUAGUAUCUACCCUAUAUUCAUUAUUGGAAAGGGCAAGAUCUACUAUUAAUAUUAUAAAUUCAUCUCAAUUAAUCACUGAAUCAUCCUCCCCCCGUCACUCAUAUUGUCGAAAUUCAAAUUCAUCGCCUAAAAAAAUACGUGUACCGAUA